AUGGAGGCUAUAACCAAAUGGUCUUCGAGAUGUGAGUCCCCUGAUGUUUCUGGAGCGGCUUUUCUUAUGCAGAGAGAACUUCAAUGGUUUCAAGCAUUGGAAGUUAGCAGCUUUUCUUCUAAAUGGCUGAAAUAUAAAGAAAAUAGAAAGUCAUACUGGAAAAAGUUUGUAGAACAGCACAAAGAAUUGCUCAAAGAUGCAGGGCAAUGGAUGAAGGAUACAUCAUCAUCUUGUAGCCUUGUUGCAACUCUAAUUAUUACGGUAGCUUUUGCUGCAACUUUUACGGUGCCUGGAUGCAACGACAGUAGUAAGGGGAUCCCAAUAUUUCUGAACAAGGGUUCAUUCAUGGUAUUCAUAGUUGCAAAUGCUCUUGCUCUCUUCUCCUCUGUCACUGCCACAUUGAUGUUCUUGGCCAUUCUAACUUCGCGCUAUGCGAUCAAAGAUUUCCUCUACUCACUACCAAGAAAAAUGAUUGUGACAUUCUGA
This is a messenger RNA of Eucalyptus grandis, 486 nucleotides long. Its product is annotated as ankyrin repeat-containing protein At5g02620-like. The record is from RefSeq and is a predicted model, not a curated record. NCBI's taxonomy places the organism in Eukaryota, Viridiplantae, Streptophyta, Magnoliopsida, Myrtales, Myrtaceae. The coding region runs from base 1 to 486 and encodes 161 amino acids. The transcript is spliced from 2 exons.